AUGAGUACCCGUAAUCCCUUGUAUAACAUUGUGAGCGGUGCGCAAAUUGCGGGUUUUGUGGGCAAAAACGUUGCAGUUUGUGGUUUGGUAAAUGGGGCCCAUGUUGGAGACAAAACGUUUACUUUGCGUUCGUCGGAUGGUGUGUUGGUUCCCGUGGAGUUAAAUAAACCCCUCACUGAAGACAUAGAGGGAUAUGUUGAGGUAAAGGGUGUUUGUCAGCAGAGUAAAACAAUAAGAGCCGACGAAUUUUGCACCUUUAAUAAUGAGAAGUUCGAUUCCAGUAAUCACACCAAGUUGUGCAAGAUCUUGAACAGCUUGCCCAACGUUUAUUCGAACAAGAAACCAUGA
Molecule: messenger RNA, 348 nt
Organism: Tribolium castaneum (red flour beetle)
Lineage: Eukaryota; Metazoa; Arthropoda; Insecta; Coleoptera; Tenebrionidae
Exons: 2
Coding region: 1-348 (115 amino acids)
Biological process (GO): DNA replication; nucleotide-excision repair; double-strand break repair via homologous recombination
Cellular component (GO): nucleus; site of double-strand break; DNA replication factor A complex
Molecular function (GO): damaged DNA binding; single-stranded DNA binding
Source: RefSeq, a predicted model, not a curated record